Culicoides brevitarsis is the source of this 2732-nucleotide messenger RNA. RefSeq names its product glutaminase liver isoform, mitochondrial (gene GLS). The coding region runs from base 86 to 2344 and encodes 752 amino acids. Lineage: Eukaryota; Metazoa; Arthropoda; Insecta; Diptera; Ceratopogonidae. The record is from RefSeq and is a predicted model, not a curated record. Gene Ontology annotation, molecular function: glutaminase activity; protein binding. The transcript is spliced from 11 exons. Gene Ontology annotation, biological process: L-glutamine catabolic process.
AUAAAUAAAUAAAAAAAAUUGUCAAUUAAUUUAAGAAAAGCAAUUUCAAGUAAAAUUUAAGGAACUGUCAAUUUGUUAAAAAAAAAUGUUAAAUAAAUCAUCACUCCGUUAUUUGCUGGCGACAGGAAAUAAAAAAUCCAGCAAAAAAUUGUCGUCAGUGAAAAAUUUCUCCUCACUUUUGAUGACAAAUGAAAAUACGACAAAUAGUGCUUUGGACCUGGCAACUCCAUCGACAUCCACGGGCAGUAAUCGCGGGGUAUCGACCCGAAGUGCCAGUGCUCCAACAACGCCAUUCAAGUCAGCAAUUGUCAAAAGACAGUUUCACGAAACGAAUUUCCAGGAAGAGCAGAAAAAGUCCAAAAUUGCCAUCAAGCGACACAAAAAAGGUGGCAGAGUGACAAUUAAACGGUCGCGCAGCAUAAUUUCCGUUAAUAUGAUCAACAGUCCCGUUGUUUUGACAAGUUCAUUACCGCCAUUUCCUGCGUUACCGAGUCUUGGACCCAAUUAUUCGAGGAGUAUUCAAAAGGUUUUCUUUGAUGUCGACACCAUCGAGCUAGAAAGCCAAUCACCAUCAUCAAUAAAUUAUCGGACAUAUACCACAGAUUAUAUUUUGCCACCUCAACGUGAUGGUGAGCAACGCAGUGCAGAAGAUCUCCUCUUCGACAUGUUCAAAGAUGAAAAGACCGACUUGGUGGCAGUAGGAAAAUUCCUCGCUGCCUUACGUACUUGCGGUAUCCGAAGAAAUGACCCGCGUAUCAAUGAGCUCAUCGAAAACUUGAAAAAAGUUCACAAAACUGCUGGAUAUGAAGGCGGUUCACCAGAAACCCAGAACUUGAAUCGAGAAACUUUUAAAUCGGUCAUUCAACCGAACAUUGUCUUGGUUGCUCGUGCGUUCCGACAUCAAUUGGUCAUUCCCGAUUUCCUCGGGUUCACAAAGGACAUUGAAGAGCUCUUCUGGAAGUGCAAGAGUAACACAGACGGAAAGGUAGCCAGUUAUAUUCCGCAAUUAGCGCGCGUCAAUCCCGAUUAUUGGGGUUUGUCGCUUUGUACGGUCGAUGGUCAACGAUUUUCGAUUGGCGACUCGAAUAUUCCGUUCACACUUCAGAGCUGCAGUAAGCCUUUAACGUAUGCGAUUGCAUUGGAGCAAUUGGGAGCGGAUUUGGUGCAUCAAUAUAUUGGACAGGAACCCAGUGGCAGGAACUUUAAUGAACUUGUGUUGGAUUAUAACAAGAAACCACAUAAUCCCAUGAUCAAUGCGGGAUCGAUUUUGACAUGUUCUCUUUUAAAGACGUUGGUUCAUCCGGAAAUGGGUCUCGCUGAGAAGUUUGAUUACACUCAAAACUACUUUAGACGCAUGGCUGGCGGAGCUCCUCUCGGCUUCAAUAAUGCCGUUUUCUUGUCCGAACGUGAAGCUGCAGAUCGAAAUUAUGCUCUUGGCUUCUACAUGCGUGAACAUAAAUGCUUCCCCGAAAAGGCAAACUUGCGUGAAUGUAUGGAUUUCUACUUCCAGGUUUGCUCCAUGGAAGCCACUUGCGAAAGCAUGAGUGUCAUUGCCGCUACUCUCGCCAACGGAGGCGUCUGUCCCAUCACCGAGGAGAAAGUUUUGCGUCCCGAAGUCGUUCGCGAUGUCCUUUCCUUGAUGCAUUCGUGCGGCAUGUACGACUAUUCCGGGCAGUUUGCCUUCAAAGUUGGAUUGCCAGCGAAAUCUGGCGUUUGUGGCGGAAUAAUUCUCGUGAUUCCGAAUGUCAUGGGAAUGUUUUGUUGGUCGCCGCCAUUAGACCCGAUCGGAAAUACCGUUCGUGGUGUGCAACUUUGCGAGGAACUUGUAAAGGUCUUCAACUUCCAUCGUUACGACAACUUGAAACACGCAACGAACAAAAAGGAUCCACGUCGUCACAGAUACGAAACAAAAGGCUUGUCGAUCGUUAAUUUACUCUUCUCCGCUGCAAGUGGCGAUGUCACGGCAUUACGAAGACACAAAUUAAGCGGCAUGGAUGUCACAAUGGCCGAUUAUGAUGGAAGAACUGCGUUGCAUUUGGCAUGUGCGGAAGGCAACAAAGAUUGCGCGCAAUUCCUAUUGGAGCAAUGUGGCGUCCCCCAUUCACCUCGUGAUCGUUGGGGUAACACCCCCUUGGAUGAAGCCGAAACCUUCGGACACACCGAAGUCAUCGAAUAUCUCAACGAAUGGAUCAAAAAAGACGCCGAACGGAAAGCGGAAGCUGAAAACAAAGAAAACACCGAAAAAGCUGACGACUUUAUAGGUGAUAAGAAAGAAGCUGCCGGCUAUGAUCGGAGUGUCAAGUCAAGUCCACCGUUGACAGGAAGUGAUGAUUAUAUGAACUAAGUCACUUCCUGUAAAAAAAAAAGUGUGUUAGUGUGUGAAAGCUUCUGAAUUAGAGACAAAUUCCUUACUAAAAAAAAAUUAAGUUUAGCCUAAAAAUCAUAAAAUGAUGAUAAUAAUUAACUUUUAAGUGUGUAUUCCUAAAAUAAAUUGAACAAAUAACGGUUUGAUGACUCUCAGUAACUUAUGACAAUAAUAAUAAUUUAAAAGUGAAUGAGAACUUAAUAACUCUUUAUUGUGGAAAGCUGUGCUUUUUAUGAGCUUUUAGUAAUAUUUUAAUUGAUAAGUUUAGUUGGUAGCUUUUAGUUUCGUAGUUUAAAAAUAUUUUAUUUUUAUAAAAUAAAUAAAUUAUCAAAUCUACGCUUUGAAAAAGCACAAAUAUAAACAUUGU